UGGCCUUGAGGAGAGGCGGAACCACGGGCUGCGGGGUCCGGGUUCCGGCCUGGAGCCUUUGGGAGGCCCACACGGCUCUCCUCCCUCGCUCCCUCCCCGGCCAGGGGCGGAGGCGGCAGGGAGAAACUUCCCGGGGCAAAGAGCCGCGCCGUCCCACCUGGAUUUGGAGUUAAGAACUGUCCUGAUUACGGUGAUCCAGUUGUACGACUCGAAAAUGUCUGGCUUCUGAUACAGAAUCCUGUUGGUCGGCAUAAUCCAGGAGCUGCUAAUUUCAACUUGCCGAGUUUGUUUCUGCCACGCCUCUGCAAUUCCGGAGAAAAGGUCUUGAUCUGCGCAGAAUAGAUCCCAACCCCUCCAGGCAUCGACCACAAGAAGAGCGACGACCGGACCCUGGUGGAUCAGAUCUUGGAGCCUCAGGAUGUGGUCCGAUUUGGGGUCUUCCUGUACACUCUGGGUUGCAUCUCAGCAGCAUGUCUCUAUUGCUUCUCCACCCUCAAAUUGGAACACCUGGCCUUGAUUUACUUCGGAGGACUCUCCAGCUCUUUUCUCUACACCGGAGAUUCAAACUCAGUGUUGGAGAGAAGCAAAGGAGCAGCAAACGGGCUCGGAACAAUUCCAGAGCAAUUCCACAGCUUAGAAUGGACACGGAGGAUGACGCCUUAUUGCAAGAUGUGUGCGGCAACGAAGAUGAAGAGGGGGCUUGUGGUCCUGGCAUGAAAACCAGGGGGUCCCGCCUUUGCGGGAAAUGCCAGUGGAACCCCAGGCGCCGGGCCACUUUCGUGACGCUCCCAUCCUCGGAUUUUUGGACCGUGGUGGGCUGGGUCUUCACCAACCCUUAUUCCGCCAGUCUCAUCCUCUUCUUGGGAUGCGCCAUUCCUGCCGGCUUGGCCCUGACCAUGUUCCUCCACUACCCGGCUCUGGACAUCGACAUCUCGUACAAUGCCUUUGAGAUCCGCAACCAUGAGUCCUCGCAGCGCUUCGAUGCCCUCACCCUGGCCCUCAAGUCCCAGUUCGGCCUGUGGGGACGCAGCCGCCGAGACCUGGCCGACUUCAGCUCGGAGACCUUGCGGAGGCUGAUUUUUGAGAAACUGCAGCACCUCCAGCGCAACGCCUCGCGGCCGGGGUCCCUAAACCUCUCCCCGAGGCGGCGAAGGGACACGGGACGGAAUCUGGCCAGCCCAGCCAACCACACUUCCCACCAGUCCCGAAGUCCCCUCCCUCGUUGGGAGUAUCCGAGCACCACCGUGAGCGCCAACACCCAGACUCACGCCCACUGGCGCAUCGAACUCAUCUUCCUCGCUCGGGGAGAUGCCGAGAAGAAUAUUUUCACCUCCGAGCGCCUGUUGACGAUCCACGAGGUGGAGCGCAAAAUUAUGGACCAUCCUCACUUCCAGGAGUUUUGCUGGAAGCCUCACGAGGUCCUCAAAGAUCUCCCUUUGGGGUCUUACUCCUACUGUUCUCCUCCUAGCUCCCUCAUGACCUAUUUCUUCCCCACAGAGAGGGGUGGAAAAAUAUACUACGACGGCCUUGGACAAGAGCUUGCCGACAUCCAAGGGUCUCUUGAGCUGGCCAUGACCCACCCGGAAUUCUACUGGUAUGUGGACGAGAGUCUCUCAGCCGAGAACAAGAAGAGCUCCCUCUUGCGGAGCGAAGUCCUCUUUGGCGCUCCCCUGCCCAGCUACUAUUCCAUGGAUGACCGCUGGGAAGAACAGUGCCGGAAGUUUCAAAACUUUGUGGUCACCUACGUGGCCUUGCUGGCCAAGGAGUCUACCAGCAAAGUGGAGGUUCUGUACGGCGGGACGGAUCUCUUUGAUUACGAAGUGAGGAAGAUUUUCAAGAACGACAUGUUGCUGGCCUUCAUCAGUAGCUCAUGCAUUGCGGUUCUGGUUUACCUCCUGGCGUCCUGUUCAGUCUUCCUGUCAUUUUUUGGCAUUGCUAGCAUCGGAAUCAGCUGCCUGGUGGCCCUUUUCCUGUACCACAUUGUCUUCGGAAUCCAGUACCUGGGCAUCCUGAACGGAGUGGCGGCCUUCGUCAUCGUGGGCAUCGGGGUGGACGACGUCUUCGUCUUCAUCAACACCUAUCGGCAAGCCACCCACCUGAAAGAUCUCAACCUCAGGAUGAUCUACACCAUCCAGACAGCUGGCAAAGCCACCUUCUUCACCUCCUUAACCACGGCUGCGGCAUACGCCGCCAACAUUUUUUCCCAGAUUCCAGCUGUCCAUGACUUUGGUCUCUUCAUGUCCUUGAUUGUCUCCUGUUGCUGGGUUGGGGUCCUUUUCACCAUGCCUGCUGCUCUGGGGAUUUGGUCUCUCUACUGGUCCUCCCUGGAAAACACCUGUCAGGCCAGAUGCAGUACAAAAUGCACAAAGGAAAACGCUUUGCAGAGCUCCGACGGCCUUUUCAUCUCCUUGGCAGUGGCUGGAAGGUCAGGCGCUCUGGGCACUUUGCCUUACCUGGAUGACGACAUCCCCUUGCUGAAUGUAGAGGAGGAGCCAGUUGCUCUAGAGAUGGGGGAUGUCCCUUUGGUAUCUGUGUUGCCCGAAAACCACCAACUUACUACCAACAAUGACAGUCCAGGACACCUGAUCACUCACCUGCAGAAGCUCCUUCAGUGCUGGGCUCUAUGGUCGGCAGUCAAAAACAAAUGGGCGAUUGUUGGGCUCUUUGUCUUGGUUCUCAUCCUUUCCAUCUUCUUCGCCAGCCGCCUUCGCCCAGCUAGCCGUGCCCCUCUCCUCUUCAGGCCCGAUACCAACAUCCAGGUGUUGAUGGACCUCAAAUACAACUUGAGUGCUGAGGGCAUCUCUUGUGUCACCUGCUCAGGCUUGUUUCAGGAAAAACCCCGUAAUCUGCAGAAUAACAUCCGCACUUCUCUGGAGAAGAAGAAAAGGGGGUCGGGACCACCAGGAAGCGGCCGAGGGAGCCCUCUAGACGACAAAACUCUGCAGGAUCCCCAGGGAACAGUCUACAUCUUCAGAUCCAAGGGUAACAGCCGGCCGGUGAUCUACAGGUUUUCUCUCAAUGCUACCGUGCCGCCACCGUGGCAGACAGUGCCCGCAAAAGAUGGAGAAGUGCCCUCCUUCCAGGUGUAUAAAGUUCCUUACGGUAACUUCACCAAGAGGCUGACCGCUUGUAUGUCCACAGUAGGGCAUGUCCAACCAGGGUCCAGCAAGAAGUGGAUGAUGACCAGCUUGUCAUGCGACACGAAGAGAGGGUGGAAAUCCGACUUCAGCUUCUACGUGGCCACCCAGGAGCAACAACGCACACGGAAGCUGUAUUUUGCCCAGUCACAUAAGCCUCCGUACCACGGCCGAGUCUGCCUGGCACCUCCGGGCUGCCUCCUCAGCUCCAGUCCAGAUGGACCCAACAAAGGAUACCUAUUCGUGCCAAGUGAGAGAGCCUCUGCCAGAUCCAGGUUUUCCAUCACGUCGGGAUUCAACCCCUGCAGGAACGGCAACUGCGGGAAACCUGCCGUGCGUCCGCUGGUGGAUACGGGCGCCAUGGUCUUUGUGGUGUUUGGGAUCCUUGGGGUCAACCGUACCCGGCACACCGACAACCACGUCAUUGGAGACAUGGGUAGCGUCAUCUACGACGGCAGCUUCGACCUGUUCAAAGAAAUCGGCAAUCUGUGCCGGAUCUGUAAGGCUAUUGCCAGCAACGCCGAGCUGGUCAAGCCAGGAGGAGCCCAGUGCCUCCCUUCAGGUUACAGUGUCUCCUCUGUCCUUCAGAUGCUACACCCAGAAUGUAAGAACCUUCCCGAGCCCAACCUGCUACCUGGACAGCUCUCCCAUGGGACGGUUGGGGUGAAGGACGGCAAGGUCCAGUGGAUCUCCAUGGCCUUUGAGUCGACCACCUACAAGGGAAAAUCAUCCUUCCAGACCUAUUCCGAUUAUCGCAAAUGGGAAACCUUCCUCCAGGACCAGAUCCAGCAGUUUCCGGAAGGGUCCUCGCUACGCCAAGGUUUCCAGACCUGUGAACAUUGGAAGCAGAUCUUCAUGGAAAUCAUAGGUGUGCAAAGUGCCCUUUUCGGCCUCGUUCUUUCCCUGUUGAUCUGCAUCGCCGCUGUCGCCCUCUUCACCACCCACCUUCUCCUCCUGCUUCUCGUCUUGCUCACCAUUUUAGGCGUCGUCUGUCUAGUGGUGACUGUCAUGUACUGGUCGGGCUGGGAGAUUGGGGCCGUGGAAGCCGUCUCGCUCUCCAUCCUGGUGGGCUCCUCAGUGGACUAUUGCGUGCAUCUGGUGGAGGGCUUCCUUCUGGCUGGGGAGAGUCUCCCCCCACAUCUGGCAGAGGACCCCGGCUCCAGUCGCCAGUGGAGGACGGUGGAGUCGGUGCGCCACGUGGGCGUGGCGGUCGUCUCCAGCGCGGUCACCACGGUCAUUGCCACCAUUCCUCUCUUCUUCUGCAUCAUCGCUCCCUUUGCCAAGUUCGGGAAGAUCGUGGCCCUCAACACGGGCCUCUCCAUCCUCUACACCCUGACGGUCAGCACGGCUUUGCUCAGCAUUAUGGGGCCGCCUUCGUUCACCCGCAGCCGGACUUCUUUCCUCAAGGCGCUGCUGGGGGUGCUGCUGGCCGGGGCGGGCGGCCUCGGCCUUUAUCUGGUGCUGCUGAGAAGCGGAUUGGAGAUCCCCCUCCUCAGCGGGGCCGGCUUAUAGCCCCCCAGAGACCCUCCUGAGAGAGAGAACACUGUAGGGGGAGGCUUCUUUGGUGCAUGAUCUUUUUUUGGGGGGUGGGUUCUAAUCCUGUUCCACGGGAGCUGUUGCUAGGAACGCAGCUCUCUGUCCGUGGACCACUCGCCCGUCGGCAGAGUGGGAGCCCCCGGAGCUGUUCUCCAUCUGCUGGUGAAAUCAAAGCUGUCGUUUGGGGUUUUUUUCUCCAUGCACACAAGGGGGAGAAGCCAGGGCAGAGGAAAAAGACAGGGUCCUCCUGGGCGGUCCAGAGAGGAACACCCCCCCCAUCCCCGUUAGGGGUGACAUCUACUUACCUUCCCUACCUGUUCGGAAGUGUCCGCUCCACCUGUGUGCGCGUCACGUGCAAUUUCGGACCCUCUGUGCAUGCGUAGAGGGUCAAAAACAGGUUACUUCCUGGUUAAAACCAGGAAGUAAUGACACAUCCAGGUGGGUGGGCGGAGCUCUGUGCUGCCGCCACUGCCAGUUCACCGAACCAAGUGCUGCUGCCGCUAACGGUACGCCUGAACCGGUGCAAACCGGUAGUAUUUGAAACCCUGCCCCCCCCCCCCAUCUCUGGGACCAGCCAAGACGUUUCAGGCUUUUCGGCGGCUUCCAGAAAUUCUGCCGCUGGUUUUUCGAAGGAUCCCUGUCAGAGGUCCAGGAGAAAACGUCCUUGGCUUCCCCCAACCCGUAUCCCCGUCCUCGCCUUCGGUUUCCACUUGCACUUUAAUUCCUACCUCCCCUUGUCUUGUUUCCAGGUAGGGUUUUAUUGGGGUUGGGGCGAGAAAUAAUGAGGAUCUGGACAAUUGUCCACCUUUGGUGGAAGGAAAGUAAUCAGAGGCUCAUUGGCUUCUUCGAGGUGUUUUUCCCUUCCCUGCUCUGAAAAUCUUUCCCAGCCUUGCCUUUUAUGAAGAUAUAGAUAUACAUACAACAAACAAGCUAAGCUUGGUUGUUGUCACUCACUCCCCAACUAUUUGCAUUUUCCGUCUCCCGUUUUGGAUUUGCAAACCACAUGGGUUUUUGGGUUAGGGGUUGGGGGUUUUUUUUGGUUUUGGUUUUGGGGAUGAGAAACAGCCAGAGUUAAACCAUGGGGCUGGCUGGGAAUUCUGGGAGUUGAAGUUCCCAAGGCUGAGAAGCACUCUGGCUGACCCGUCUCUUUUUCUUCCUUCCUUCCUUCCUUCCUUCCUUCCUUUCCUUCCCUUUUCCUUCCUUCCUUCCUUUCCUUUUCCUUCCUUUCUUCACUGUCCCCAUAUUCCUUCCUUCCUUUCCUUUCCUUUCCUUUCCUUUCCUUUCCUUUUUCUUCCUUCCUUCCUUUCCUUUUCCUUCUUUCCUUCACUGUCCCCAUAUUCCUUCCUUCCUUCUUUCCUUCCUUCCUUCCUUCCUUCCUUCCUUCCUUCCUUCCUUCACUGUCCCCAUAUUCCUUCCUUCCUUUCCUUCCCUUUUCCUUCCUUCCUUCCUUUCCUUUUCCUUCCUUCCUUCACUGUCCCCAUAUUCCUUCCUUUCCUUUCCUUUCCUUUUUCUUCCUUCCUUCCUUUCCUUUCCUUUCUUUUCCUUUCCUUUCCUUUCCUUUUUCUUCCUUCCUUCCUUUCCUUUUCCUUCUUUCCUUCACUGUCCCCAUAUUCCUUCCUUCCUUCCUUUUUUCCUUCCUUCCUUCCUUCCUUCCUUUCCUUUCCUUUCCUUUCCUUUCCUUUCUUUCCUUCCUUCACUAUCCCCAUAUUCCUUCCUUCCUUCCUUCCUUCCUUCCUUCCUUCCUUCCUUCCUUCCUUCCUUCCUUCCUUCCUUCCUUCCCGGAAUGUAAUUUUUGAGCCUCUCGAUUUUUUUUCCUUCGAAGAGAAGUGCUUCUCUCAGGAAGGCACUAAACCGCCGGUGAUUUACCAUCAUGACUAACAGGAAUCCUUGGGUGUACGAGGCUGCUGCUUGGGUGAUUUACACCAAGAAAGAGGCUUCGGUCUUGGCUUACCGGAUCCGUAAAUUAACUUGUGCAGAGCACAGGAGCCUUCAGGAUUCCCGUAGCUGGUAGCCGGGCACGUUGCCAGCUUCUCUUUUAGCCAAAUGAAGACCUUGAACUGCCUUGCUUGAUCUGAACAAGGCCCUGGCAAACUUUCUGGCUGGGAAUAGCCAGAGACAAAUUUAGUUGGGGGUGGGGAGGGGAGGUGGGCAAGUUUCUCCACGUUGGGAUCUGGUCUUGACGAGCAGGUGUCAAGCCUUCGUCAUCGUCGUUUGUCCCGGCAAUUACAGAGCACAAUUUCUUCCCUUUUUUGCUGCCCCUAUCUGAUUAUUAUUAUUAUUUUUUAAAAGUUGGCUGUUCCUUCCCGCGUUCCUGAGUUACCCAUCCUCGGUUGUGGAAUUUGUGUGCGCGUGUACAUGUUCUUUUUUGAGACUGUUGGAAAAGAAAACACAAAUUUUGACAUUCGCUUGUGUGUGUGUAUGUGUGUGUAUGUGUGUGUGUGGUGUUUUUAUUUUCUCUCUGGCCUCGUUUCUAUCUCACCUCCACUUUAUCAGAGUUUCUUGCAAAAAUCAAAUCCAGAAGCACACACAGAUAACUGAUUCAGCUGGAUUCAUUAACCUCUUUGUAUACAUAAUAACAGAUGAAGUAUUUACAAUACCAAUAUAGAUUCUUCUUCAACGUAGUAGCAGUUACAACACAAGGCAGGAGAGAACAAUUAGUUUCAUUUCAGCAGAGCAGACAAGCAAGUCCUGACUUGUUUAGUUUUAGUUUCAAUUCUCUGCGCAGACUCAGAAGCUGCAGACUAAGACAUGCCCUUGCUCCAGUCUGUCUCAGCUCCCAUUGGCUGAUUUAACUGUUAUGCCUAUUCAUUGGCUGAUCUUGUUACCAUGUCUCUGCCAGUUCAUGGAUAAUCUGACACACUUUCAUUCUGCUGACGUUUCAAAGCUUUCUCGCAUUCAGACCCCGAUGCAGAGCUGCUUUGCAUUUUCUAAAGGUAGACUACCACUUGCUGCAGAAGCUCUCUUUGGUUGGGCACAGUUCUUAGCUACCAUUACUAGAUUAUAAAUGAAAAUAAUUUUUCUCCUCAUUGGACAUUGUGUUCUGUGUCAACUAAAUAUUUUUAUAUAUUGGCUCUGAGGAAGUGGGAGUCGACAAAAAUCCAUACCAUCUUUAUAGGGUAGUCCUCGACUUAUGACGGUAACCGAGGGCCAAAUUUCUGUUGCUAAGUGAACGAAGUGGCUAAAUUUGUUAAGUGCAUUUUGCCCCAAUAUACGACCUUUCCUGAUACAGUUAUUAAGUGAAUCACUGCAGGUGUUAAGUUAGUAACACGGAUGCUAAGUGAAUCGGGCUUCCCCAUUGACUUUGCUUGUCAGAAGGUCGCCCAAGGGGAUCACAUGACCCUGGAGAUGCUGCCGCCGUUGUAAAUAUG
Molecule: messenger RNA, 8041 nt
Organism: Ahaetulla prasina
Lineage: Eukaryota; Metazoa; Chordata; Lepidosauria; Squamata; Colubridae
Gene: DISP3
Product: dispatched RND transporter family member 3
Exons: 24
Coding region: 471-4649 (1392 amino acids)
Cellular component (GO): membrane
Source: RefSeq, a predicted model, not a curated record